Messenger RNA from Cornus florida, 1689 nucleotides. RefSeq lists its product as uncharacterized. The transcript has a single exon. The record is from RefSeq and is a predicted model, not a curated record. Lineage: Eukaryota; Viridiplantae; Streptophyta; Magnoliopsida; Cornales; Cornaceae. Gene Ontology annotation, biological process: DNA integration. Bases 1 to 1689 code for a protein of 562 amino acids. Gene Ontology annotation, molecular function: RNA-DNA hybrid ribonuclease activity; nucleic acid binding.
AUGUUUGAUGGGUCGAGUACUAGUGAAGGCUCAGGAGCUGGCAUCAUGCUAAUAUCCCCAAUAGGGAAUCAAAUUUCAUUUUCUUUCUUUUUGGAUUUCAAGUGCUCAAAUAAUCAAGUCGAGUAUGAAGCAUUGAUUAUCGGCUUGGAAAUUCUGCUAGAAAUGGCAGUCAAAGACGUUCACAUUGUGGGAGAUUCGUGUUUAGUGAUUAAUCAAAUCUCAAAAGACUUUAGAUGCUUGAAUUGGCAAUUAAGACCAUUCCAUUCAUUGGCAACCCAAUUGGUCAACCAAUUUUAUAAUGUGACUUUGGAAUAUAGACCAAGGGCCAUGAAUAAAAUAACUAAUGAUUUAGCACAGACUGCUUCAGGAGUCAGGGUGCCGAGUGGUAUGAAGGAAAGGAUAAUGAAAAUUACAUGCCGAUCUCUUCCAUCGGCUGAAGCAAGAAAUCAAAUUAUGGAAGAAGUCUUUGCCACUGAUGUUGCCGAGUUGGAUGAUGAUGAUUGGCGAAUCCCUUACAUCCUGUUCUUACAACAUCCAACUCUAGAAGUCGAUCGAAGAAUAAAAAGAAGUGCAGUCGAUUAUGUUCUUAUAGAUGGAGAUCUUUAUAGGAGAUCGGCUGAUGAUGGCUUAUUAUUUCAGUGUAUUAGCAAGUUUGAAAGUUUAAAGAUUAUGGCAGAAGUGCAUGAAGGAAUAUGUGGAGCUCACCAAGCCGGUAUCAAAAUGAGAUGGUUGAUACGCCGAUAUGGAUAUUAUUGGCUUGGAAUGAGAAAAGAUUGUAUGACCUAUACAAAGGGCUAUAUAGAUUGUCAAAAGAACGGCCCAAUGCAGUGGGUUCCAGCAAUAGAGAUGCAAUUGUUAGUUAAACCGUGGCCUUUUAGAGGUUGGGCCAUGGACUUAAUCGGCAAGAUUAAUCCUCCAUCAUCAAAGGGUCAUCAUUGGAUAAUUUUAGCUACCGAUUAUUUCACUAAAUGGGUAGAAGUCGAGGAAUAUGUCUCAGUAACUCACAACACGGUGAUACAGUUUCUGGAGCGACAUAUCUUUCACCGAUUUGGUUUACCAGAAACAAUUGUUGCCGAUAAUGAAUCUGUGUUUCGAGCAAAUGAAGUGUUACAACUCGGCAUUGAUAUGCAAGUAAAAAUGGUAACUUCAACACCCUAUUAUACUCAAGGGAAUGGCCAAACAGAGGCUUCAAAUAAAGUUGUUAUUGAAAUUAUUGAGAAAAUGAUAAAAGAUAAGCCAAGGCAUUGGCAUAAAACCCUUUCAGAAGCUUUGUGGGCUUACAGAAAUUCAAAGCGAACAAGUACAGGGACAACUCCUUAUCGGCUUACAUUUGGCCGUAACGUUGUGUUGCCGAUGGAGUUAAAUGUAAAAUCGGCAAGAGUAGCUUUACAACACAAUCUUAUACUUAUCGAUUACAACGAAGCUAUGCUUGCCAAGUCAGAAGAUUUAGAUGAAGUCCAAAAACUUGCUUUAGACGACCUUAUGGUCCAUAAAGCAAAAGUAAUGAGGGCUUACAACAAAAGGGUGAAGUUCAAGUCAUUUGCAGAGAGUGAUAUGGUUUGGCAAACAAUUCUUCCACCUGGGAAGGUGGAUAGAGUUUAUGGCAAGUGGUUACCUACUUGGAAGGGUCUAUAUUUGGUUCAUCAAGUAUUGCAUGGAGGCUUACAGGUUAAAAGAUCUAGAUGGUGA